AUGGGUGCUACUCAAGCCCGAGAGCAUACCGCGCAGACGGCUACCUUGGCCGAACUCAGCAAGGCCUUGGAAGACUUUGACAGGGCCAUCCAACUGGACCCGAAAUGGGCUUCUGCCUUUCUUCACCGUGGACUUGCCAAGGAGAAGCUCGGCAACUGUCAUGGUGCUGUUGAGGACUUGAGCAAGGCCAUCCAGCUUGACCCCAAGAACGCAGCUGCGUUCCUUACUCGCGGAGUUGCCAAGGAGCAGCUGGGCAAUUGCGAGGGUGCUCUGAAGGAUUACACUAGAGCCAUUCAGCUGGAUCCCAAAGAUGCAGUUGGUUUCCGUAGCCGUGGAGGUGCCAAGGAGCAGCUUGGGAAUUGUGAGGGGGCCCUAAAGGACUAUAGCAGAGCCAUCAUGCUGGAUCCAAAGGAUACAAUAGCUUUCCGCAACCGCGGAAUCGCCUACGGACAGUUAGGGAAUUUAGAGGCUGCCAUCCAGGACUUCGACACGGCAAUCCGGUUAGACCCCGAGGACGCAGCUGCCUUUGUCAACCGUGCAAUCGUGAGGCGUAGGCUUGGGAAUUGCCAGGGUGCUCUGACCGACUACGACCGGGCCAUCCAGCUGGACCCCAGCGAGGCCACUGCCUUCCUCAAUCGUGGAGUUGCCAAGGAGAAGCUUGGGAACUGCAAGGGUGCUAUCAAGGACCAUGACAGAGCCAUCCAGCUGGACCCAAACAAUGCGCUAGCUUUUCUGAACCGUGGAGUGGCCAAGGAAAAGCUUGGAAAUUGUGAGAAUGCCCUGGAGGAUUACGACAAGGCAAUCGAACUGGAUCCGAACAACGCAGCUGCCAUUCUGAACCGUGGCGUUGCCAAGGGACAGCUUGGGAACUGCGAGGGUGCUCUGAAGGACUACGACAGGGCCAUUCAGCUAAAUCCAGCAUGGGCACUUGCCUUCCGCAAUCGCGGAAUUGUCAAUGGACAUCUGGGAAACUUCGAGGGUGCGCUUGAGGACUAUGCUUCUGCCAUCCAGCUGGACCCCAAUGAUGCGGAUGUCUUUCGUAAACGUGGGCUUCUCAAAGGUCAUCUUGGGAAUCCUGAGGGAGCCGUACAGGAUUUCGACGUGGCCAUAAAGCUGGACCCCAGCAACACAGUUGCUUUCUUGAAUCGUGGAGUUGCCAAGGAGAAGGUCGGGAACUGCAAGGGUGCCCUUGAAGAUUACACCAAAGCCAUCCAGCAGGAUCCAAAGAUUGCAGCUGCCUUCCACAAUCGUGGAGUUGCCAAGGGACAGCUCGGGGACUCGAAGGGUGCCAUCGAGGAUUUCAACGUGGCCAUCCAGCUGGAUCCAGAGCAUGCAGAUGCUUUCAGAAAUCGUGGAGUUGCCAAGGGACAUCUCGGGAAUUCUAGGGAGGCCCUGGAAGAUCACGAUAGAGCCAUUCAGCUGGACCCCAGGGAACCGGUCACUUUCCUCAACCGCGGCGUUGACAAAGGACAGCUGGGAGACUCCACGGGCGCUAUCCAGGACUUUGAUGUAGCCAUCGAGCUGGACCCGAAGAACGCAGUCGCUUACCGCAACCGUGGCAUUGCUAGAGAAAAGCUUGGGAACUGCCAAGGCGCCAUUGAGGACUACGACAGAGCCAUACAGCUGGAACCAGCACGAGUGCGUAGCACCAUCUCGCUGCGUCGCUUGAAGAAGCUGAGAAACUCUUGUGCUGCUUUGAGUCAGCGUGCAUGA
Symbiodinium pilosum is the source of this 1713-nucleotide messenger RNA. The record is from the annotation of a GenBank genome assembly. Lineage: Eukaryota; Dinophyceae; Suessiales; Symbiodiniaceae.